Messenger RNA from Mytilinidion resinicola, 767 nucleotides. RefSeq lists its product as uncharacterized. The transcript has a single exon. The record is from RefSeq and is a predicted model, not a curated record. Bases 250 to 753 code for a protein of 167 amino acids. NCBI's taxonomy places the organism in Eukaryota, Fungi, Ascomycota, Dothideomycetes, Mytilinidiales, Mytilinidiaceae.
CCUCACCACCCGACAUUCACUCCCACCGUCUUCUCCACUACGUCUCGCCGUUGCUCGCUGCACUGCCCUUCCGAGCCCUCCGCGUCCAUCCCACACCUCGUCGUGUGUCGCUCUCUCUCACCUCAUCAACAGGUGACCAUUGCUGCCGGCCCGAUAUAGCUGCCGCCCUCGAGUCAUCCAACUUUGCUCGACAUCUUCCACCAUUUGCACCAUUUCCAGCAUUUGCACCACUCCCGCUCACUCUUCACCAUGACGACCGAACUCGACUGGUCCCACGACUUCUGCCUCUCCUGCGACCGCCAAAUCGCCGAGGGUGCAUACUGCUCGCAGGCCUGCCGCCUCGCCGACCUCGAGAAGGCGGGCACAUCAGAGCCCCAGACGCCCAUGAACUUCUCCUCGUCCGCUGCUUCGUACGCAUCGUCGAGUGCUGGCUUCUAUCUCCCGCCCGCAGUCAAUUUUGCGGCGUACAAAUCCACCUCUACGAGGCUCGAUUCGGCCCCAACUAGUCCCAGCUACUACUCCACCUCCACCACCCUAAGCUCCUACUUCCACACCCCGGCGUCCACUGGCUACGCCUCGGCGUCACCACCAAAGCGAAGCUUAUCACCCUCAUCGUCUCGGUCUUCGCUUUCUUCCAUCACCUCCACGCAGCCCACGCAGGGCCUCUCUGCCCAGGCCGCCCACGAGCUGAAAGGCUACGUGAGCGCCUUCGACCAGACUCGUGACCGCAAACGGCGGCAAACCCAUCACUAAGGGGCUCCUCCUGG